AUGGAGAGCAGCCUGGAUUUCAGCCAGCUCGCUCUGAAUGGACGCCUCGUCCAACGGCAUCAUUUUCACUACGUUUUCCGCGGCAAAAUAUCUCUAUCACUCCUGGCUCUGGCUGGAAAUAGUUUGGUCAUCUACAUAAUUACGAAGAAACGCGCUAUCCAGACGGCCACGGAUAUUUUCAUCUGCUCCCUGGCUGUCAGCGACCUGCUCAUCACUUUCUUCUGCAUCCCCUUCACUCUGCUGCAGAACAUCUCGUCUGAGUGGUUCGGAGGAGUCCUGGUUUGCAAGACAGUUCCCUUUGUGCAAACCACAGCCAUAGUGACAGGAAUCCUCACAAUGACCUGCAUCGCCAUUGAGAGGUACCAGGGCAUUGUAUUCCCGCUGAAAAUGAGGCGGCAGUACUCGUCCCAAAGAGCAUUCAAGAUGCUAGGGAUUGUAUGGAUUGCCUCAGUGAUAGUGGGUUCACCAAUGCUGUUUGUACAACAGCUAAAGGUGAAGUACGACUUCCUGUAUGAUCACUACCACGUCUGCUGCCAGGAGAGUUGGACAUCUCUCACCCAUCAGCAGGUUUACACCACCUUCAUCAUGGUGGCUCUCUUCCUGCUGCCUCUGGCCGCCAUGCUGUUCCUCUACACGCGCAUCGGCAUCGAGUUGUGGAUCCGCAAGAGGGUUGGCGACACCUCGGUCCUCAACACCAUGAACCACAGGGAGAUCAACAAGAUCUCAAGGAAAAAGAAAAGAGCCGUUAAAAUGAUGAUCACAAUUGUGCUGCUAUUCACAAUUUGCUGGGCUCCGUUCCACACAGUCCACAUGCUGUUUGAGUACUAUGACCUUGAGAAGAAAUACGACGGAGUCACACUCAACAUGAUCAUCGCCAUUGUUCAGGCCAUCGGGUUCUUCAACAGCUUCAACAACCCCAUCGUCUAUGCCUUCAUGAACGAGAACUUCAAGAAGAGCUGCGUCUCCACGCUCUCGCACUGCGUCCGGAAACCCAACCAGCAGGUCGACGUCAUGGUGGCACCCAGGCUGAGCGUGCAGUUCAUCAAACCCCAAAGCAGAGAAGCCUUCAUAAAACCGGACGACGGCAACAGCUUGGAGCUGCCCUCAGCGGAGAAAGGCCCUUCAACUUCAUCGCAGGGAGAGCGCUCGCUGGAAAUGAUAGGCGAAAAAAUCUCCACCAUCCAAACGGAGCUGCCAGCAAAUAGCUCCAGUCAAGUCAAAUGAGGACGAAGUGGAGCAAAGUUCAGGUGUUUCAACUGUUCAACUCGACCCUCCUGUUUGCUGUCGAUCCCUGGCGCUUGGCACAAGCAGCCACGAGCACCUUAGACAUGAUUUCAAGUCUCACAGUUGCAGUUCAGAAGGCUCAAAAGUCCAACAGCAAGACAACAGACUGUAUCUCUGCAGUGGCAGGAGCUAGAAUCUGUGUUUUCAUUCUGGUCAGAAGUACAGCAGGAGAACUGGGAAUGGAUAUUAAAAAGAGGCAGCUUUACUAUAAAAACUGGGAGCAUUCAGGAACAGUGGUCCGGCAGGUGAUUUAUGAUUUUUUGACGGGAGGACAGCCAAAUAAGAGCACUCUGUUGGCAGGUUAACAAGCGGGAAGCAGUUUGGUAAUUUCUCCUUCAAUAUCUACUCAUCAUCCUUUCAAAUCGCCCACUGACCACUCUUGAAAAUUGCAGGACAUCCAGCCUCUCCCAUACCUAUCUUCCACCAAAUUAUUUCUGGUUCUUGAACUGGUUCCAUUCAGGAUUCUUGAAAUCUUGGUGUCAAACAGUGAAUAGGCUCCUGUCUCCACCAGUGAUGGAUCAGUGUAAUUAAGAACACACUCAACAACAAUAGAGAAGCAUUGCACAUCCUUUUUCUUUCCAACCAGUAGGGUCUGACACUCCCACUGAUGUUGUGGCAUUUAAGGUAAAGGAAUAAAGCUGGGAACCUUCCAGGUUCUGAACCAAUUCUUUUUUGGUUGAAACGCUCCUAGUGGCUAAAACUAGAUGUGCAGAUCAGAACAGAAUGUGUUUCCUGUUGGUGGUGAAGGGCUUUCAGUGAGCAUUUAAUGAUGCAUGAGAGGCAACCAUGCUCAAUGUCAUCCUGAAUGAGCUCAGACUAGAAGUACGGUGUUCUCGUAGAAGGGAAAAUGUUUGGAAAUGUUAAAAUGGCCCUCAUUCAUUCAGCUGCUUACAUGCACGUUUCAAUACCGACCCUCAAAGUUCUUCUCUCCUUUGCCAACAUGUUGUUCAUUUCACACACAAAAGAGAAACCUUGCAGCAACUUGUGUGUCAAUCAGAACAAACAGAGAUGAGAAGCCCAACGGGGAAUACAUAAAGCAGCUCUGUCUAAUAGUUUUUAAUGCAAAAAAAAAAAAAAAAAAAAAUCACCUGAUCUUUUUUUUUUUUGAUUGUGCAUAUGAAAUUAUUUUACCACUGAUAGGCUAAAGAAUGUAUGUAGCGUGUGCAAAUCCUGCUCAUUAUGAAAUUCAGUCACAUCUCUACCCCCUAUAGAAUGUACUCAAAUGUAUUCUGUGGGUACAAGUCAUAAAAGUGCAGGAUAAUAGGUUUCACUGGGCCUUGGAUUUCAUGCUUUACAGAAUCCAUAAAUCCUGUCCACAUUGUCCUUUUUUGAAAAUUCACAACUGCUGCCACUGGUGAACGUACAUUUACACUGAUUAGUCAAAACUAAGGAUGACCAGAUCAUGCUUCUCUCCCUGGUUCCAAUUGGAUUCGUUUAAUAUUUCGUAUCUGCUGAUACCCAGUUAUAAUCAACACCAUUUCCCAAGAAAAUAAGCACUUAAAGUCCAUUAAAUUCUUAUAAUCGAUCUGAUCUAUAUGCUUGUCAACUUAAAUGCUAGGCAAAGCGUGAAGAAAAUAGCAUGAGCUCCACAAGCUCCAAAAGACAGCAAAAUCCUGUAUUCACUACAUACAUGUCAGAACAUGUAUUAUACAUUAGCUGCAGCACUUGGAACCUCUUACUGUUUGACACUGUAGUGACCUGAGUGGACUACAGGCAAGCAGAGAGCAUUGUAGGAGUUCAGCUAGCAACAGGCACAAUGACAGAGACAUAUGUGACACUUCAUGUCACAUAAAUGCCUUAAUGUUUUUAAUAAUGUGUUCCAACACAACUCAUACUUUUUCAUUUUGACAUGUGACAGUGUAUGACAACAAAGAAUCAGGCUUCGAAAAAAAGCAGAUACGGGUAAGUUAAAAGAUGUUAAUGAUAGACCCCGAAUUGGACUGAUGAUAUCAGCUGGGGCAUCCCUGGCCAAAACAUUGAAAUCAUUUAGCAAAUAUUGUUUAGUCACUUGCUCUUACCUGUAAGGUCAUACAAAUGAACCCUCUGGUGGCGUCCUGUGGUGUCUGGCUAUAGUAAAUUCUUUAGCUCCUGUGGGUUGUGGGGUGGGACGUCUGUGGAUUAGUCAUGUGGAUGCUCGAUCACACUGGGACUACUAGAAUCUGGAGGCUGGGUAAACUCCUUGGACUCUUUUUAUGUUCCUCAAGCAGUUUUUGUGGUUGCCCUUGCUGAGGGAGGAAAAGCAAAACAAAAUUAUCAACGUAAUUCACUUAAUCUGUGUAUAUUUUGGCUGAUCAGUGUAAGUGCCAACGGGAAAAGUCCUGUUAGCAAGAUGAGCACCAGCAACAAACAAAAGAGAUGACAUUGCAAACUACAACUGUUUUCACAUUAACACUGAGAUUCUGAAUAUCUUCACAGCGGAAGGAGUUUUGUGAAAGUUCAGGUUGUGUUUGUAUGUGGAUGAAAACGCAUUGAAGUUAACUUUUAAAAAAUAUCUGUGUAUGUGUGGACAAAGCCUCGGUUCAGCUUCUAUCAUUGACACAUCCUGGUUUACAACAUGAUUAGAAUUUCAACUGCAGCUUUUAUCCUCUGAGCAACUUUAACUCCUCUGCAUUUUGAAGACAAAUUAUCUCUUCUUUUAUGUAAAGUACAGAUGAAAAAAAAAACAAGACAGAGCAUAAAAGCAAGUCUUCCACUUAAAUGGGGAACAUCUUGUUUUUCUUUUCUUCUUUCUUUGAAAAUUUGUGUCUCUCGGUGUGGUUAUAAUUUGGGAAAUGGCUGUCCGUAUGAAUACAUAUGUGCAAAAACUAAUGAGUGUUGCAGCAUAUAAACAUUUUUCAGAUCCAAAGAGAUUGUGUUUUAGUCAAAUUUGCAUUCAUAAAAUGUGAAUGUGAAGUCAAUGAAUGCUUUGUUGUGAAAUAAGUGUGAAUGUUGAGUACUUACUGUGAAGGCGAACUCAGCUUUAAACAUGAGGUUUCUCAUCCAUUCCUACAGUGACAAACUCUUCAUAAGCUGCCUAUACUCACUUUGGAAACUGGUCAAGAAUCUUUACUGCCAUCAUGCAAUUAGUUUUCACCAGUUACAUAAUGAAAUUUUGUUGGUAGUACCGGCUUAAAAGUCAACAUUAAAAGACAUGGUCAGUAAAAUAUACAGUGCAUUAAAAAAUAGUAAAAAUACAUUAAAAGUAAGAAAAUAUACAUGCAACAGACUGAUUUAAGUGCAGCAGAAGAAAAUGGAUGGAUGGAUGGAUGGUAGUCAAUCUCUUUGAAUAUCAAAUAUGUGGGCUUGAGAGGUGACUGUAAAAAAAAUAAACCUAUAGCAUGGUCCUUUGUGGAAGUUAUGGAUUCCAGCGGUGACCCAGAUCUAAAAGGAAAACAAGUCAAAUGUAAAGUUCCUUAACCACUACUGUAUUUCGUCAAAGGGAAUGAUACGAUGAAGACCUUCACAGCCUUCUAAAGUUUGUGGCAGGAUUUUUAAAUGAUCAGAGAAUCAAAUUCACAAAGCUUUCCACUGACAAAGGAGUGUUGUUAGAUGUACUUUUUGUCUGAUAUGUUCAAAUUUAGAAUGCUGUCUUUGGGUGGUGCCAAUCACAGGAAAAAAAAAUCAGCCUCUUAGGGUGAAAAAUAGGGGUUUUAUGGUUGGUGGAAUAUUGAAACAGAAAAUAAUGGACAUUUUUUGACCAAAUUUGCAACAUCAUACUACUGGUUUGUAUUAUUUUAUCAAAAGUGGGUUGUAUCAUUGAAGAUCACAUUCUAAUCAAUUAGGGUGCAAACUUUCAGGACUCUAGCUACAUUAUGUCUCAAGUUACGGCACUUCAAACAUUGCUCUACAGAAUUUUACACUCGAAGUUUAAGAGCAGUGAGAGUUACCUAAUGACUACUUAAUAUCCGUCUGCACAAAAAAAAAUAUCUGACAAAUAUUAAAUGGUCAAUUGAGUUGGAAUGACCCAUCCUGAUUAUAGUCAACUCAUAUUAUCUUUGAGUUUAACAGGAGACUCUGAAGUACAAAUCAGUAACUAGUAACUACGCUUUUGACAAUCCCACAUUUUCACUCAUUGACACAUCCAAGCUGGUGAAAGUAAAAAUGGCUAGAGUGAUCAUCUGGGGCUACUUGAAGUUUGGUUCAUUGCUAAAAGACACUUCAAUUAAAAGGAGCCAGAUGUCAACUCACCAUCCAAUCCACGUUUCUUCACCUUUACCUUCAAGAGGAGGCCUAUUACACUGAGAGCCAUACAGUAGUGCUGGAGAACAGAAAACCUCUUUCAAGAGUUCCAACAAUAGCCCAUGUCAUUUUUGAGCAGAUACAGAGCUGGGGAACAUUUGUUUCAGGUUCAAGUGCUAUAAUAUGGAGCAGGGGAACAUGGGAAUGAAUAGGGUGCACCACUAUAACCAAUUCUGAAGCAUCAGACUAUUGAAACACUGCACUUACAAAACAGUAACAGUUUGUCUGUUUUUAACAGCUGCAAUAGCGUAGAUUGUAUGUUCAACUACCACAAAGAUGCUUUUGAGUACUUUGCCGGGUAUUUAUAUGUUGUCUGUAGUCCAAUUAUGUCAACAAGAAACACAGAGCUACAUAGUUGAGAUCAAAUUCAAAGCCCAGUUCAAAGAUGAUCUGACUCAUGAUUACUUGGUGCCUUGGUCCAGAAAAGGCAUCACAACUCAUGUGAUCCCAUAACAAGAUGUUCAGUAGUUUCAUUGAGUGAUUUAUUUUUUACAUUACAUACAUUAUUCCAUGAGUAAACUUCUUACAGGAUGUAAAAUCUCAAUUUCAAUCACCCUCUACUAAGCUGAGUCUCGCCUGAAAACCAAUACUUCACAUGAAUGACAAACUAAUCUUCAUACCCAACAUGUGUUUUGCAGUGUGAGUACCAUUUUUUAUCAAAUGGAAGCCACAAUGCUAUCGAACACGCACCUCAUACUAUUGUUCAAAACCAAGUGCCAAAACAGAAGAGAUCCAGUCUACAUCCACAGUGUUCUGAGCCAUUUACACUGUAGGAACAUAAGAUUAUGUAACAUUGUAAUAACCAAGGAAACACACUCUUCUACAAACAUGUAAAAACCCAGAGAAGCAGUUAAGGAUAAGGGUUUAAAGCAGCAAAAUCUUUCUUCGAUCUCCUCCCAGUUAACCAAAUUACA
This is a messenger RNA of Amphiprion ocellaris (clown anemonefish), 6416 nucleotides long. RefSeq names its product pyroglutamylated RF-amide peptide receptor-like. Gene Ontology annotation, molecular function: neuropeptide Y receptor activity; peptide binding. Bases 1 to 1224 code for a protein of 407 amino acids. The transcript is spliced from 7 exons. NCBI's taxonomy places the organism in Eukaryota, Metazoa, Chordata, Actinopteri, Pomacentridae. The record is from RefSeq and is a predicted model, not a curated record. Gene Ontology annotation, biological process: G protein-coupled receptor signaling pathway. Gene Ontology annotation, cellular component: membrane.